Messenger RNA from Zerene cesonia (dogface butterfly), 1145 nucleotides. RefSeq names its product lipopolysaccharide-induced tumor necrosis factor-alpha factor homolog. The coding region runs from base 235 to 642 and encodes 135 amino acids. The record is from RefSeq and is a predicted model, not a curated record. Lineage: Eukaryota; Metazoa; Arthropoda; Insecta; Lepidoptera; Pieridae. Gene Ontology annotation, molecular function: zinc ion binding. The transcript is spliced from 3 exons.
CGCGCGCGCUGGCUGGUUCGGUGCAUUCACUCGACAGCACGGUCAGCGUCACGAAGUAAACAAGUUUUUCUUUUGAGGCUACGUAAGCAACUUUACGGAAAAGAAAUCCAUAUUUGAGUAAUAACUGGAAAAAAUUGUGUAAAACAGUGUUCCGAAAUACAAUACCAGUCGUCCUAACUGAAUUAUAAGUCAGAAUAUUAAAUAGAGCAAGUGCGAAGGUUAAGUUUCAUCAUAAUGGACGCAACGAUGGAGAAUAAAAUGGGUCUACCACCACCAUACGAACAAAUGCCGCCGAAUCCAGCACCACCCCCUUCAUAUUUCGGGAAUAACCCUCCACAGCCCGUUGCCCCUCCACGUACAGUCGUCGUAACUCCCGGAACAGAGAACAGACCGGCAUCCAACGUUCCCACAAAACUGGGCCCCGGUCCCACUGGCACUUCAUGUCCCACUUGUAACAAAUCCAUAGUAACAAGAGUCGAUUAUGUGCCAAACAAUCGAACACACAUAGUGUCUGCUGCGCUGUGUGUUCUAGCUGGAUGUUGUUGCGGCUGCUUCGUUCCAUACUGUAUGAAAUCGUGCAAAACUGCAAAUCACUAUUGUCCACAGUGUAAAGCUUUCAUAGGUUCCUAUCUUCCCUCUUAAUUAAUAAAUACUUAUUAAAAUAUACAUAUAAUGUGUUUAGAGAUAUCCGUCUUAGAAUGGAAGAGAUAAAUAGAUUUUAUCUAUAAUUUGGUUUUAAAAACGAUUAGAUUCUCACUGGUUUGAAAUAAAUUAUCGAUUUCAUAAAAAAAUACAAAAUUACAGAGGUUGUGGAGCAAAUUAUAUUGUUUAAUUAGACUAGACUAAUACGAAAUAUUUUUAAGCUGUUAGGACAUUGAGGUAUGUAGAUGUAAAUUUAAAUAAUUUUUCAAAAUGUUUGCACUCUGUCUGCCACUUUUUUAAUUUUAUAAUACAUUUUAAAAGUAAAACAUUUUAGGAAUGGCCUAUAUACGGUAUGCUCGACGUUACUCCUCGGAAGAAUUAAAUACUUAUUUUGUGUCUAUUACGUUAUUUAAACUGUGCUUAUAGUUAUACAAAUUAACUGAAAAUCCUACAGGGUCCAACAUAGACUUAGUACGAUGACAUGAAUUUUCACAAAAAAAAAA